AACUGCCUGGAGCCCUCUCUCCGCGCCGCUGUUGGUGCUGCUGCUGCUGCUGCUGCUGCCGCCGCCGCCUCCGGCUCCUCGCUCGGCCCAUCUCCGCCUCCAUGUGCCGGAUAGUGGGAGCGCCGCGGACCCUGCUGCCGCUGCUGGCGGCCCUGCUUCAGGCAUCUGUAGAGGCUUCUGGUGAAAUCGCAUUAUGCAAGACUGGAUUUCCUGAAGAUGUUUACAGUGCAGUCUUAUCGCAGGACGUACAUGAAGGACAGCCUCUUCUCAAUGUGAAGUUUAGCAACUGCAAUGGAAAGAGAAAAGUACAGUAUGAAAGCAGCGAACCAGCAGAUUUUAAGGUGGAUGAAGAUGGCAUGGUUUAUGCUGUGAGAAGCUUUCCCCUCUCCUCGGAGCACGCCAAGUUCCUCAUAUAUGCCCGAGACAAAGACACUCAGGAAAAGUGGCAAGUAGCAGUAAAACUGAGCCUGAAGCCAACCUUACCUGAGGAUUCACUCAAGGAAUCAAAAGAAAUUGAAGAAAUAGUAUUCCCAAGACAAUUGCUUAAGCACAAUGGUCACCUGCAACGGCAGAAGCGAGACUGGGUUAUCCCACCAAUCAACUUGCCAGAAAAUUCCAGAGGACCUUUUCCUCAAGAGCUUGUCAGGAUCAGGUCUGAUAGAGAUAAAAACCUUUCCCUGCGGUAUAGCGUCACUGGGCCAGGAGCUGACCAGCCUCCAACUGGCAUCUUCAUUAUCAAUCCGAUCUCAGGUCAGCUGUCGGUAACCAAGCCUCUGGAUCGUGAGCUGAUAGCCCGGUUUCACUUGAGGGCACAUGCAGUGGAUAUUAAUGGAAAUCAAGUAGAGAACCCCAUUGACAUUGUCAUCAAUGUCAUUGAUAUGAAUGAUAACAGACCCGAGUUCUUACACCAGGUGUGGAAUGGGACAGUUCCCGAGGGAUCAAAGCCUGGAACAUAUGUGAUGACGGUCACUGCCAUCGAUGAUGAUGAUCCAAAUACCUUAAAUGGGAUGUUGAGGUACAGAAUCCUGUCCCAGGCUCCAAGCACCCCUUCGCCCAACAUGUUUACCAUCAACAAUGAGACUGGUGAUAUUAUCACUGUGGCAGCUGGACUUGAUAGAGAAAAAGUACAACAGUAUAUGUUAAUAAUUCAAGCUACAGACACAGAAGGCAGUCCCACAUACGGCCUUUCAAACACAGCUACGGCCGUCAUCACGGUGACAGAUGUCAAUGACAAUCCUCCAGAGUUUACUGCCAUGUCCUUCUACGGCGAAGUCCCUGAAAACAGGGUGGAUGUGAUAGUAGCGAAUCUCACUGUUACGGAUAAGGACCAGCCCCACACGCAGGCCUGGAAUGCAUUGUACAGAAUCAGUGGUGGGGACCCCACUGGGCGGUUUGCCAUUCAGACCGACCCGAACAGUAACGACGGCCUAGUCACCGUGGUAAAACCAAUCGACUUUGAAACAAAUAGGAUGUUUGUCCUUACUGUCGCUGCAGAAAAUCAAGUGCCAUUAGCCAAGGGUAUUCAGCACCCACCUCAGUCAACUGCAACUGUGUCUGUUACAGUUAUUGAUGUGAAUGAAAACCCUUAUUUUGCUCCAAAUCCCAAGAUCAUUCGCCAAGAAGAAGGCCUUCAUGCUGGUACCAUGUUAACAACAUUUACUGCUCAGGACCCAGAUCGAUACAUGCCGCAAAAUAUUAGAUACACAAAACUAUCUGAUCCUGCCAAUUGGCUAAAAAUAGAUCCUGUGAAUGGGCAAAUAACUACAAUUGCUGUUUUGGACAGAGAGUCACCAAAUGUGAAAAACAAUAUAUAUAAUGCUACUUUCCUUGCUUCUGACAAUGGAAUUCCUCCUAUGAGUGGAACGGGAACACUGCAGAUCUAUCUACUUGAUAUUAAUGACAAUGCCCCUCAAGUGUUACCUCAAGAGGCAGAAACUUGCGAAACUCCAGACCCCAAUUCAAUUAACAUCACAGCACUCGAUUAUGACAUUGAUCCAAAUGCUGGACCGUUUGCUUUUGAUCUUCCUUUGUCUCCAGUGGCUAUUAAGAGAAAUUGGACCAUCACUCGGCUUAAUGGUGAUUUUGCUCAGCUUAAUUUAAAGAUAAAAUUUCUUGAAGCUGGGAUAUAUGAAGUUCCAAUCAUAAUCACAGAUUCGGGUAAUCCUCCCAAAUCAAAUAUUUCCGUCCUUCGUGUGAAGGUUUGCCAGUGUGACUCCAAUGGGGACUGCACAGAUGUAGAUAGAAUUGUGGGUGCAGGGCUUGGCACAGGUGCCAUUAUUGCUAUCCUGCUUUGCAUCAUCAUCCUGCUCAUCCUCGUUCUGAUGUUUGUGGUCUGGAUGAAGCGCCGGGAUAAAGAACGCCAGGCCAAGCAACUUUUAAUUGAUCCAGAAGAUGAUGUAAGAGAUAAUAUUUUAAAAUACGAUGAAGAAGGUGGAGGAGAAGAAGACCAGGACUAUGACUUGAGCCAGCUGCAGCAGCCUGAUACUGUGGAACCUGAUGCCAUCAAGCCUGUAGGAAUCCGACGACUGGAUGAGAGACCCAUUCACGCUGAGCCCCAGUACCCAGUCCGAUCUGCAGCUCCGCACCCUGGGGACAUCGGGGAUUUCAUUAAUGAGGGCCUUAAAGCUGCUGACAACGACCCCACAGCUCCACCAUAUGACUCCCUCUUAGUCUUUGACUACGAAGGCAGUGGCUCCACCGCUGGGUCCUUGAGCUCCCUUAAUUCCUCAAGUAGCGGUGGCGAGCAGGACUAUGACUACCUGAACGACUGGGGGCCACGCUUCAAGAAACUCGCUGACAUGUAUGGUGGAGGUGAUGACUGAACUUCAGGGUGAACUCGGUUUUUGGACAAGUACAAACAAUAUCAGUGAUCCAAUACUGUUUGGAAAAACACUGAGCUCAGUUACACUUGAAUUUUACAGUACAGAAGCACUGGGAUGUUAUGUGCCUUUUUGUACCUUUUUCAGAUUGGAAUUAGUUUUAUGUUUAAGGCUUUAAUGGUACUGAUUUCUGAAAUGAUAAGUAAAAGACAAAAUAUUUUGUGGCGGGAGCAGUAAGUUAAAACAUGAUAUGCUUCAACACGCUUUUGUUACAUGGCAUUAGCUUUUAUUAAAAUACAGAAUUCAACAAACAAACAAAAACUCAUGGAGCAAUUUUAUUAUCUUGGGGGAUGAGACCAUGAGAUUGGAAAAUGUACAUUAUUUCUAGCUUUAGACUUUAGAUUUUUUUUUUUUCACUAAAAUCUUAAAACUUACGCAGCUGGUUGCAAAUAAAGGGAGUUUUCAUACCACCGAUUUGUAGCAAAAUUUGAAUUUUUUCAUAAACUAGAAUGUUAGACACAUUUGGUCUUAAUCCAUGUACACUUUUUUAUUUACUGUAUUUUUUCCACUUCACUGUAAAAAUGGUAUGUGUACAUAAUGUUUUAUUGGCAUAGUCUAUGGAGAAGUGAAGAAACUUCAAAACAUGUGUAUGUAUUAUUUGGACAAUGGAUUCAGGUUUUUUGCAUGUUUAUAUCUUUCGUUAUGGAUAAAGUAUUUACAAAGUGACAUUUGAUUCAAUUGUUGAGCUGUAGUUAGAAUACUCAAUUUUUAAUUUUUUAAUUUUUUUUAUUUUUUAUUUUAUUUUUUUUGUUUGGGGAGGGAGAAAAGUUCUUAGCACAAAUGUUUUACAUAAUUUGUACCAAAAAAAAAAAAAAGGAAAGAAAAGAAAAGGGGUAGCCUGACACUGGUGGCAUUACCAAGUGUGUGUUUUUAAAAAAAAAAUGAAGAAAAAAAAAAAAGCUUUUAAACUGGAGAGAGUUCUGACAACAGCUUUGCCUCUGUAUUGUGUACCAGAAUAUAAAUGAUACACCUCUGACCCCAGCGUUCUGAAUAAAAUGCUAAUUUUGGAUCUGG
Molecule: messenger RNA, 3893 nt
Organism: Hipposideros armiger (great roundleaf bat)
Lineage: Eukaryota; Metazoa; Chordata; Mammalia; Chiroptera; Hipposideridae
Gene: CDH2
Product: cadherin 2
Exons: 17
Coding region: 102-2822 (906 amino acids)
Biological process (GO): cell morphogenesis; synapse assembly; calcium-dependent cell-cell adhesion
Cellular component (GO): presynaptic active zone membrane; catenin complex; cytoplasm
Molecular function (GO): beta-catenin binding; calcium ion binding; cadherin binding
Source: RefSeq, a predicted model, not a curated record